This is a messenger RNA of Molossus molossus (Pallas's mastiff bat), 828 nucleotides long. It is a transcript of the gene CXCL10, whose product is annotated as C-X-C motif chemokine ligand 10. The coding region runs from base 52 to 366 and encodes 104 amino acids. The record is from RefSeq and is a predicted model, not a curated record. Gene Ontology annotation, biological process: neutrophil chemotaxis; cellular response to lipopolysaccharide; antimicrobial humoral immune response mediated by antimicrobial peptide. The transcript has 4 exons. Gene Ontology annotation, cellular component: extracellular region. Lineage: Eukaryota; Metazoa; Chordata; Mammalia; Chiroptera; Molossidae. Gene Ontology annotation, molecular function: CXCR chemokine receptor binding; chemokine activity.
ACUGCCUCAACAUCCUGAGUCUACUGCAGAGGAACCUCCAGUCACAGCACCAUGACCCAAAGUGCUGUUCUUAUUUUCUGCCUUAUCCUUUUGACUCUGAAUGGAGCUCAAGGAGUACCUGUCUCUAGAACUACACGCUGUAUGUGCAUCAAGAUUAGUAAUCAACCUGUUAAUACACGGUCUUUAGAAAAACUUGAAGUGAUUCCUGCAAGUCAAUCUUGUCCACGUGUUGAGAUCAUUGCUACAAUGAAAAAGAACGGGGAGAAAACAUGUCUGAAUCCAGACUCUAAGGUCAUCAACAAUAUACUGAAAGCAAUGAGAAAGAAAAGGUCUAAAAGAUCUUCUCGAACACAGAGAGAAGCAUAAUCACUGCACUACUGAUAAGGAUGGACCAUCAGUUCCUUAUAGACAGUAUAUGUCAAGCCCAAAUUGUCCCUGGAUUGCAGUUCUCCUAAAAGGUGACCAACCACAGUCACCAGAUUAGCUGCUAUUACUCCUGCAGGGAAGCGGAUGAUGGUUCAUCAUCCUGAGAUGUUCAGUAGUAACUCUGCCCUGGUACUUAUACUAUAAGCUAUGUUUAUUCUUAGUGAAUGUGCCAAGUGCUAGCCCUCAUCUUCCUACCUUCUAAAUGUUAUUAGGAGAUCUUUCUCCCUCUGGGCUUAGCAGAGUUCUUAGGAUCUCAAAUAACUAAAAGGAAUAAAAUAAAAAUGAUAACACAAUGGGCUUCUUUCUACUGCCAUACUCCAAAGGGGCUCAGAUUCUUCUGGUGGUUGUAUGUUUAUGUAUAUUUCAAAAUACAUAGAAGCAGCUAGAAAUGUCUGAAAAUGU